AUGGACGUGAUAGCGACGCCCGAAAAGCCAGAAGCACAGCAUGUCGAAAAGAUCGGCCUCGAUGAUGGCAGCAGUACUGGCAGUGACACGCGCAUCGAUAUCGACCCGGCUGCCGAAAAGAGAAUCAUCCGCAAAUGCGACUAUCGCGUAGUUCCUCCGUUGACGAUUCUGUUCCUACUAGCUUUCCUCGACAGGACAAACAUCGGCAAUGCGAGGAUCCAAGGCCUGACGGAAGAGCUGGGCAUGACGGGCAACGACUACAACGUCGCGCUGCUCGUGUUCUUCGUGCCGUACAUCCUCUUCGAAAUCCCGUCCAACCUGAUCCUGAAGCGAGUCGCGCCGUCCACCUGGUUGAGCUUGAUCAUGGCGCUGUGGGGAAUCUGCACCAUGGGCCAGGGCCUGGUCAGCAGUUUCGGCGGCUUGGUCGCCAUGCGCGUCCUCGUCGGGCUCUUCGAGGCCGGCCUCUUCCCCGGCUGUGUGUACAUGCUGGGCAUGUACUACAAGCGAUACGAACUCCAGUGGCGCCUUUCGCUCUUCUUCUCCGCCAGCAUCUUGGCCGGAGGGUUCGGUGGACUUCUCGCCUACGCUCUGGCAAAGAUGGACGGCGUCGGUGGAUACUCAGGCUGGCGAUGGAUCUUCAUCAUCGAAGGCCUCGCGACCGUCGCCAUCGGCGCCAUUUCCAAAUGGUGGGUGCCCGACUGGCCCGAAACGGCCGGCUUCCUGAACGACGAGGAGCGCGCCAUCCUGACAGUGCGCCUCGCCGAUGACCAGGGCGAAUGCCGCAUGGACCGGCUGGACAAGAACGCCCUGAAGCGCAGCUUCGGCGACUGGAAGAUGUACGUCGCCGUCGUCAUGUACUUCGGCAUCGUCAACAACGGCUACUCGACCUCCUUCUUCAUCCCGACCAUCAUCAAGGAGAUGGGCUACACCAGCUCGCGCGCGCAGGUCCUCUCCAUCCCCAUCUUCGUCGUCGCCACCGCCGUCGCCCUCGCCGUGGCCGUGUGCACCGACCGGCUGCGGCACCGCUACGGCUUCUGCCUGCUCGGCGUCGCCGUCGCCUCCGUCGGCUACGUCCUGCUGCUGUGCCGGGAGCGCCUCGCGCCCGGCGUCGAGUACUUCGCCCUCUUCGUCGUCGUCGCGGGCGGCUACAUCACGCAGCCCGUCACCCUCACCUGGGUCUCCAACUGCAUGAGCGGCCACUACAAGCGCUCCGUCGCCGCCGCCAUGCAGGUCGGCUUCGGCAACUGCGGCGGCAUCGUCGCGUCCAACAUCUACAUCGCCUCCGAGGCCCCGCGCUACCGCACCGGCUACGGCACCUCGUUGGGCCUGCUGUGGCUGUGCGCCGCCAUGUGCACCCUUCUGUUCUUCGGCGUGCGCCGCGAGAACGCCAAGAGGGACCGCGGCGAGAGGGACUACCGCUUGGACGAUGAGAAGGACAGGGACAACCUGGGUGACGACCAUCCGCACUUUAGGUUCGCCACGUAG
Messenger RNA from Diplodia corticola, 1485 nucleotides. RefSeq names its product mfs transporter. Gene Ontology annotation, cellular component: membrane. Gene Ontology annotation, molecular function: transmembrane transporter activity. Gene Ontology annotation, biological process: transmembrane transport. The record is from RefSeq and is a predicted model, not a curated record. Lineage: Eukaryota; Fungi; Ascomycota; Dothideomycetes; Botryosphaeriales; Botryosphaeriaceae. The transcript has 6 exons. Bases 1 to 1485 code for a protein of 494 amino acids.